Messenger RNA from Vombatus ursinus (common wombat), 2111 nucleotides. RefSeq names its product ran guanine nucleotide release factor-like. The coding region runs from base 1404 to 1970 and encodes 188 amino acids. Gene Ontology annotation, molecular function: small GTPase binding; sodium channel regulator activity; transmembrane transporter binding. NCBI's taxonomy places the organism in Eukaryota, Metazoa, Chordata, Mammalia, Diprotodontia, Vombatidae. Gene Ontology annotation, biological process: regulation of membrane depolarization; heart contraction; regulation of sodium ion transmembrane transporter activity. The transcript is spliced from 6 exons. Gene Ontology annotation, cellular component: nucleus. The record is from RefSeq and is a predicted model, not a curated record.
AAUAAUCCGAGAGUCUAGGACUUUUUUUUUUUUUUAGUCUAGGAUUUUUGGGUGAAGAUGAGUGAAUAAAGUACUGGACUUGUAGCCAAGAAGGCUUCGUUCAAAUGACAGGUCUGACACUAGCUAUGUAACCCUGGACAAGUCAUUUAAUCCCUUUGAGCCAUAGUUUCUUCAUCUGUAAAAUGAGGGAGAUGGAAUUCGAUGCUGUGAUAGUUCCACCUCCUCAUAUAGUAGAGGAAGAAACAGAAGCCUAGUCAUACAAAUGGUAAAUGGCGGAGAUGGAGUUUGACCCUAGUGACCUAGCUCCAAGCCCCAGAGUAGCACAAAAUCAAAAUUACAAGAUAAUUGUUGAUUUAAAGCUGCAAGAGGGUCCUAGAAACUUACCCAUGAAAAAACCUCAAUCCUAAGGAAGUUAACUUGUCCACUGUUACUUACACAAAUAGUAUAGGGAGGACUGGAAUCAUCCUAGUAUGACCACAGAUUUGGAGCUAUAACAUUUAAGUCCACCCAAAUGGCACACCCAGGUCUGCCAUAGACUCAGUAAUUCACUAAUUCAACCCAGGUCUCCUUUGACUCCAAAUUCAGUACCCAGUUGACUGUAUCAAGCUGGAAAAGAAUCCUUUGACUUGUAGAAGGCAUUCUUUUCUUUCAGCUGUGGGAGAGACUGGAUGACCUUGCAAAUGUUUGCUGCAACUCUGGGAUUCUGGGCGUUCCUGUGCCCGAGGAAUCCAGGCCUGCGGCCCAGAUCUGCAUAGUCCCACCCUCACACAACCCUACCCCACGUAGCGUUCCCAGGAAAAGAGCUGGUGGGGGGCAUUAAUUAGGUUAUUCAAGCAAUCGCAGGCUCGAGGUCUCAGGUUCCAGGAACAAGGAAGGGGCGUGUAUGUUUGGAGUGCUGGGAAGGGACAGGCACCUGGUCCCAUUGUUUCCCUAAUCUCACAACUGGCCCUCGGAGAUUAAUUGAUAAAAAUUAGAUAUUAUUCCCACUCCGGGGGAGAGGACUGGGGGAGGGGGCACUGAUGUCCAGCCCUUCUGAACCAAAUGGAGAACAGACUUCCCAACCCGGGGCUGCGUCCUUUCCUCUUAUUUUUCUCAGCCUUUUUUUAAUCUCAGUGGUAGCCUUUUUAAGAAAGGUCCUGGGCCGGGCCGUGAGUGGCUAGCCCAGGGGGCCUGCCGUAUACGUCACAAAAGCAGAGACCCCGUUCAUCUCUCCCAUUGGUCGCUGGGCAAGAUAUUUGACCCCACCGCCGCCUCCAUCUUUUAGGCAGUUUAGUUUAGCCGGCAGAACAGGGAGGGGGAACUCCCCAAGGAGGCUCCGGCGCCCAUUGGGUGGCGCGGCCGGGGGCGGGGCCAGACCUUAAAGGGCCCCGGAACCAAAGAAGAACGAAGAACCAGACCCGUCUAUGGAGCCCAAACGAAAUCAUCCGCUGUUCGGGGGAGCCUUCUCCAUCACCCUUCCCCCAGGGGCUCUGGACGUGAGUGAUUUCCGGCCGGUACCGGACAACCAAGAAGUUUUCUGCCACCGCGGGACGGAGCAGAGUCUCAUCGUGGAGCUCCUGGAGCUGCAGGCACACGUGCAAGGAGAAGCGGCCGCGCGGUACCACUUCGAGGCUCUGGGAGGGGUGCAAGGGUCAGGGGGCGAGCAAGUAGAUGCUGUGCAGCCCCUCUCCUCCCACACUUUGUCCCUUCGGGGCUGCCGGGAUGCCUGGGUCCUCUGCGGUCGGCAGCGUAUGGCCAAGGAGAACGAGGCGAAUGAAAAGGAUGUGAUCUUACACCUGGCCCUGUUCCGAUUGCCCCAAUAUGGGACCGACCUCCUGCUGACCUUCAACGAGCCUAUCUCUGGGAGUAGGCCAGCCCAUGGACAUGAAGCCCAGUGCCUCCCACCCUGGACCCUGGUUGACUUUGAAAGGCUAGUGACUUCCCUGACUCUUCUUGACCCCAGCAUCUUUGGCCCCCGGGAAAGAUCCUGAACUGCCCUCUGCUGCUGGUGUCUGAAUGUCUGGAUUCCCCAAUAGAAGCAAGGGGUUGAUGGUUGGGGUUUCCCCCAUAUCUCUGCUCCACAUACAGACAUAAGGCACCACCUUUGCAGAAAUAAACUUGCUUUAUACCAA